AUUCUCCUUCUCCCUCACCAAUCCCUUCUCUCUCGAGAAGAGCCCCAAUUCAUCUCUCUCUCUCUCUCUCUCUCUCUCUCUCUCUCUCUCUCUCUGAAUCGCUGCCCACGAAGAAGGAAGGAGGAGGAAGAUGCCGGCGAAAAUAGAGGAGCCACUGUUGCAGUCGAACCCUGACAGGUUCUGUAUGUUCCCAAUUCGUUAUCCGCAGAUAUGGGAGAUGUACAAGAAGGCGGAGGCCUCCUUCUGGACCGCCGAGGAGGUGGACCUCUCUCAAGACGUCCGCCACUGGGACGAAACCCUGACGCCGGACGAGCGCCACUUCAUCUCCCACGUUCUUGCCUUCUUCGCCGCCUCGGACGGCAUCGUCCUCGAGAACCUCGCCGGCCGCUUCAUGAAAGAGGUCCAGGUUGCCGAGGCUCGCGCCUUCUACGGCUUCCAGAUCGCCAUUGAGAACAUCCACUCCGAGAUGUACUCGCUUCUCCUCGAAUCUUACGUUCGCGACUCCGCGGAGCGCUACCGCCUCUUCCACGCCAUCGACACCAUCCCCUGCGUCGCCAAGAAGGCCAACUGGGCCCUCCGCUGGAUCGACGGCUCCGAGUCCUUCGCCGAGCGCCUCGUCGCCUUUGCCGCCGUCGAGGGUCUCUUCUUCUCCGGCAGUUUCUGCGCCAUCUUCUGGCUCAAGAAGCGCGGCCUCAUGCCAGGCCUCACCUUCUCCAACGAGCUCAUCUCCAGGGACGAGGGCCUUCACACCGACUUCGCCUGCCUGCUCUAUAGCCUCCUAAACCAGAGGCUCAAGGAGGAGACGGUUCAGACGAUUGUGAAGGAUGCCGUAGAGAUCGAGCGGGAGUUCAUCUGCGACGCGUUGCCGGUGGCGCUGGUGGGGAUGAACGCCUCUCUCAUGUCGCAGUACAUCGAGUUCGUGGCCGACCGGCUGCUGGUGUCUCUUGGCUGCCGGAAGGUGUACGGAGCACAGAAUCCGUUCGACUGGAUGGAGCUGAUAUCUUUGCAGGGGAAGACCAACUUCUUUGAGAAAAGAGUUGGAGACUACCAGAAAGCAUCGGUGAUGAGUAGUGUCAACGGGGAUGUGUUUAACAACCAUGUGUUCAAGUUGGAUGAGGACUUCUGAGAAGGAUCAGCGGUUGAUUCCGAUCCCUCCAUGGUCUCAUCGUCCUCCUCCGUCGCGCUUUUCCAUUCCCCUUUCAUGAUUUCCCCUUUGCUCUCUCUCUACGACCCCUUUCUUCUUGUGCCAUGUAGAUUUAUGUUCUUGCUGAUCUCAUAAAUAGACAAUACUUCAACGUUUC
Nymphaea colorata (pocket water lily) is the source of this 1301-nucleotide messenger RNA. RefSeq names its product ribonucleoside-diphosphate reductase small chain. Bases 131 to 1126 code for a protein of 331 amino acids. Gene Ontology annotation, biological process: deoxyribonucleotide biosynthetic process. Lineage: Eukaryota; Viridiplantae; Streptophyta; Magnoliopsida; Nymphaeales; Nymphaeaceae. Gene Ontology annotation, molecular function: oxidoreductase activity. The record is from RefSeq and is a predicted model, not a curated record. The transcript has a single exon.